Molecule: messenger RNA, 744 nt
Organism: Encephalitozoon romaleae SJ-2008
Lineage: Eukaryota; Fungi; Microsporidia; Unikaryonidae
Exons: 1
Coding region: 1-744 (247 amino acids)
Source: RefSeq, a predicted model, not a curated record
AUGGAAUUGGUAAAAGGAACAGAUUAUAUCUUUUGUGGAUCUAGAAAAGAUAUUGAAUGUACACUUCGGCUUCCCAGGCCAAUUAUAAUUUUGACGCCCUAUAAGAGCAGAUGCUCUGCUUUGAUAUGCUGGAGGGAUGGAAAUGACAUCAUAAUGACACCGAGGGAUUUAUCAAAAAACUUGGACAGGAUGAAUGGUGGGCAUGUGGUUGUGGAGAACUGUGAACUAAUGGAGGACUUUGGGUAUUUACCUGAUUUGAUAGAUUUGAGAGGCAAAAACAUUUCAUUUAUUCUUUUGAAUGCUCAAAAGGCUCCUCGGUUUGCCGAGAAUCCUGUCCUUCUGUCAAACAGUAGGCAUUUUAUAAGGGCAAAGGGAGACGAGAGAUAUGCCGUAAUAUUUGCAUUGCACAAGAUUUACAAAAAUAUGUGGAUUGUAUGUAAGAGUGUAGAAAAGAUGAAUAUGUUCUCAAAGAUUUUUAAGUUAGACCUAACCGUCGUGAAACAUGGAGAUGACGUGAAGGGAAAGGGCGUUGUUGUUGUGAUGGACGAACUUGUGAAUAUUGAGUGUGAGGAACUAUUUUAUGUUGGAGAGGAAUGUAAAGGAAUGAGACCCCUAGUGCUGGAUAUGAGCAAGAUUGGAAAAUUCUUGUAUAGAAUCAGGGAUGUAUGCAAUAUGCUUUCUCCGGCUGUUAUCCAGGGGAAAAGGAGGCUUGAUAUCAAUAGGCUCUGGAAUAUUGAAAAAUAG